Molecule: messenger RNA, 8874 nt
Organism: Linepithema humile (Argentine ant)
Lineage: Eukaryota; Metazoa; Arthropoda; Insecta; Hymenoptera; Formicidae
Source: RefSeq, a predicted model, not a curated record
GCAAAAGUGCCCGCGGACUCGCAGGACAAAAUGUGCGGCGGAUUCCGUCGGAGAGACGCGCGGGGAAAAUAAUUUUGAUCGCGAUCACCCGGAGAAUCACGCCAGAUGGAAGCUUUAAAACACCGCGCGGUCGGUGGAAUUGCAAGAACGUCAAUCUCAUCUGUUACGGAUCCGGCGCGCUUCCGGAGGAUGGACGAGGCUGGAUUCCGGAAACGACAGGUGUGGGAGGAACACCGGAGUCGCCAGGAUGCAGGAACGACAGACUUCCCGGUGCACAGGAUAGAAUGAAUCGUCGGGAGGACCCGCUGUUACGGCAGCACCGCAGCCGUUUGCUGCAGUUGGCCGAGGUAACGAACAUCAAGCCUGGCCGUGGCAGCGGGAAGAGGCGCGGACAGAGACAGUCGCAUGGUUUCGGGCCGAGUUGGCGCCAUGCGGUGGAUUAUUGCAGUAACGGCGGACCCAGUCGCGUGACACUCCAGGAUAUCGUCAGAAACGAUCCUGGAUACACGCCGAACAUCGAGCACUUAGUAUUUCCGGAGCGCAAGAGCAGCAAUCCGAAUUUGGCGGGCGUCGCCGAUGGCUCGCCGCCAACUAAAUCCAAGUCAAAUGCGACGAGUUCGGGAAGGUCCAGGCUCGCCGAAGUUUUCGCUCGGCACUACGCAAGAGGAUCCUCGCAGGACUCGUCCAUUACGUCUAGAAAGAAUCAUGUGAACAGCACGUCGCUGGAUAGUGGGAGCGCGAUAGGUCAUCAGCCGGGACCCGGCGGGCCCACGGUGGUGACGCGGAACGCCGGGCGUCGCUGGCUGUCGCAGAACUCACAGUCCUCGAGGCAACACUCGGCCGAAGACGGGGUACGUGGGGGCAGCGUAGGCGUUGGAGGACCCGUUUCGACCUCGUCCUCAAGUCAGGCUCCCGGUCAGACCGCACCUCCCGCCCUGCCGCCUCGAAGAGUCAGUCCGGCCGCGGAUACGAGCGAGAUCGCCAACGCGGGUCCCAUUUCGCGCGUCGACAGAGGCCCAAACGUGUCGAUCCUCCAUCUUCGCAACGCGUCAGCGGACCCUUGGGAGGUCGGCUCUCAGGGCUCCUCGUACAGCAUCGGCAGCAACAAGAGUCAGACGGCAGGCGGCAGAGGCAAACCCGGUGGGAGCGCGCGCGGCUCCUACAGCCGCGGCAGUUCGAUACCAUCCCUGAAACGUCACGACACAUCCACGUCGACCACGUCGACGUCAAGCCUCAAGCAGCACCGACAAGACAGCCAUGGUCAGGUCUCCUCGAGUUCUCGUCGGCGCGAGGCUGCAAACGCCUUCCUGUCGGGCAACAGCGGCACGUCUGGCGAGCUGUUCAUCAGCGGCAAUUGCAGCCGCGAGCUGUCGCCCGUGCGAUGGUGCGACCGCGAGGUCGACGGCGUUUACCUCGGCCGCUCCGGCUGGGUGCAGGUGCAGCAGCGGUCCCUCGACGAGAAUCGCCGCUCGACCUACGAGAGCAAUUUGGUGACCGCGACUACCGGCACCCUGCCGCUGGCGCGACGCGCGGCGGUCAAACUAGCGGACUAUCAUUGCAACAGUGAGCCCGGCAAGUGUCCGCAGGACUUCACCAGAGGACUCGACUCGCAACGACCGGACUACCUCGCGCUGCACAGUCAGGAUUUCGACUCCAUCACGACCAGCGCCUGCACGUCGCCGCACAGCAUCCCGGAGUCGUUCUCGCCGCCGUCGAUCACGCCGAUCAUAUCGCCGCCGCCGGCGUUCCAGGACGCUGUCGCCGGCAGGAAAUCGUCCUCCCUCAGGCAUUCUUCCGCCGGGCGCAGCAACUACGGCAGCAAGGCGCCCUUCUUGCCGCGGUCCAACGCCAUCGUCGACAGCGAUAUAAUCAGUCCGCCACCGUCGCCACCGCCGCACCAGGUCAACUGGAGCUCCCUACCGUCCGCAUCCAGGAGGAACUCCGGCGUGGCGUCUUCCAGGUCGAAGAAGCAGAACGCCAGCCAGCAGCAACAGCAGCAGCAGCAGCAGCAGCAGUAUCGCAUGGCGCAGGCCAAGUCUUUGGAGGAUCAAUCGUCUUCCAGAAGAUCGCAGUUUGCGCAGAGGUAUCUGGAGUCGUCCAGUUCGUCGUCGUCGUCGAUGGGAUUCAGGAGCCUCGACAGCUGCGUGAAAUCCAUCAUGCCUAGCUUGGCGGAGAACACGGAUUCCUCGGUCGAAGGAUAUGACGAUGGUGACGAGGAUGAUAAUCCCAGCUCAUCCUUAAACCUCAGUCUGGUGUCGUCAUCGGCUCUCGCGUUGAACUCGUCCACAGAAUCGAUUCGCGCCAAUGGCGAACGAAUUUCACCUAACAGGCAAGGGAGAAUCCAUAGAAGCCAACAAGGGCUGAGGAGAUCACCGGGAUCCUCGGAAUCUGGAAAACAGAUAUUCAAUUCGCCCUCCUCGUCGUCCUCCACGUCCAGCAGCGAAGGACGACAGGGCCGGUCACCCACCCCUAAUCCCUUUAGACGCGGCAACGCUGUGCGACAACACCAGAGCGCCAGAACCAAUCAAGCGUCGCCCGAUUCUCAUCAAUCUCGGGUCCGAAGAUCCAGGAGUCUGCAAUUGCCGGAGAAGAGAUCGCCGGGAACGACCGGUCCGCAGAGGGAUCACGCCCGAGAAUCGAACGAGGCGCACAGAGUCGUCGUGAAGAUCGUAAAUGAUCGAGGAAGCGAACGGUCCAAGCGCCACGUUCUUCAAAACAGAAAAGCUCAGUCUACCGAUGAUAGCGUGAACGAAAAUUAUCUUCGUGAAGCGGAAAUGGUGACCGAAUAUCUGUACGGCACUCGAAGUCGCGUCGUGCCAAGAAAUAUGUUGGCGAGCCGAUAUGAUCGCCGUGACGAAAGUCAAGAGCAGAGACGUGGCAAUCCCAACACCUAUGACGUCUAUAUCAUAUCCUCCAAGCAGCAGCAACAGCAGCAAUCGUCAAAAUCGUCCAAUUCCUCGCAACAGCAGCAGCAGCAGCAGCAGCAACAACAAUCACAACAGCAGUCGCAGCAACAACAGCAGCAGUCCAGACGGCCGCGAACGCUGCAGAGAGGCGCCACGACGCCCAACACGAACGCGCCGACCGUUAAUCAAGACUUCUGCAUCAGUCCAGAUACGAAGCUGCGCUGUAACAGUAGUACUUGUGAUUUCUGGCCUCAUUGCUCUCAAAGAGAGACUCUAUACUCGCCGAGUCAAGCGCCGCAGCCGGUCUUUAUGAAGCUGUCGCAGAGCUACCCAGCGCAUCAGAGGCUCUCGACUGACGCCGGCAGCCACCGAGGCAGCGCCAGCUCGUCGCCGGCUUCUUUGGAGCGGAUGGACGACCGAGAGCUCCGCGAAAGGGAUAACGUGAGGAAAAACAGAAGUAAUCAGCAGAACAACUCCAAAUAUCAGGAGAGACCGAAAGGCGUGCUCAAGCAGGGCAAUCGAUGGUCGCCGAUGGAAGGAAUCAACGGCAAUGGCUCCGGAAUGGAGAAGAGGGAUCAAAUGCACCACCGAGUGUACCGGAAACCUGAUUUCCCGGGAUCUUUCGACGGCGCUGAGAGCAAGGACAGAAGAGUGUCGCCCAUACAAGGGAUGAACGUCGUCAGUAGAUCGCCCAGCGGCUGCCCAAUCGGCUCUUCGUCGACGACCACCUCGUCAUCGUCGAGCAGUGAUAUCUGGGUCACCAUCGAUCGCACGGUGACGAAGAGCCCGCGGAACGCCAAGAGUUCCGGUGCAUCGACGCCGAUGGAGGACGCCGUGAUCGGUUCUCUGAAGACGCUGAUCGAGGCGCCGAAGGAUGGCACACUGUCCAGGCCUGGCAGCGCGCCCACUCGUGGCGAGGACUCUCUCACAGGCGACAUCGUCCUGGAUCCUCACCAGCGAUCUUUGUCGUUGCCGAAGUCCUUCCUGGCGCACAACACAGCGGACUGCAAUAGUAAGUCAGGAUCCUGGAAACGCGGACAGGAUUCCCAGCGAUCCAGCCCUAGCCCCAGCCGGCUCCAUCGCGCGCAAGAAAUGGUCACAUCUCACACAGCCCCCGUUUCUCCUCUGCACGACUACAGAACGAGCGGCCACGCCGGAAGAGAGAGAAGGCGGAUUCCCGGCCUCAGCAAAGCUCAUCGGCGAAUCAAAGCGUCCAGCACGCCGGCGCUUUUGGACAGGGACCCCGAUAACCGACAUUGGUCCGGCGACGAAGAGGACGAGGGAACGAGGGUGGGCCGUCACGUGACGACCGAGCAUCCCCUGACCGAGGCCACGAUUCCUCUGGUCAGCCAUUCCAGGCUGCAGGAGCCGUCUUCCGUCCUGAAUGUCGCCAAUGUGCCCACCGGCGGAAGUCAGAAUUCUGCGCAUCGCGCGCAGAGCCAGCAAGAGAGCGUGCUGCAGAAAUUCCGUAAGAGCUUCUCGCUGAGGUUCCACAAGAAGGGCAGCAAGGAGAGUAACGAGGAAUGUCCCGCGGAGGACAACGACGGCUCGGGGCCGUUGGACGACGAGGAGGGCAGGGAAACGCCUCCUGCAACCAUCUCCGAGCAAAGCAACCAUCACAAAGACGACUCCAGCAAUGACCAGAAAUUCCGAUUCGGCCCGCUCGUCUGGAGAAGCAGCAAGGAGAGGAAAAAGGGCAACAAAGCCGCUCGAAACGCCAAGUGCAACAGCGGAGACAGCGGUAUACAAAUCGAGAUGGUAUCUGGUGGAGCGUUGACUGGGGGCAGCGGCGGCGGAGUGAUGGGAGGCGGUGACAGCUCCGAGUCCCAUGAUACAGAUGACGUGCCCGACGACACCGACAGCCCUCCGGCCCUUCGCAGGCGAGUCACCGAUAAAUCGCGGCCCCAGUCCGAGCUCAUCAACCAAAUACUGAUUGACAAAUUCAAGAAUCCGGACGACUUGUUCCAGGCGGAUUUGCAGAGCCGCGCAUCGCGGCAUAAUCACGUCCGUCGCACGAACAGUGACUUAGGCGGCCAGAGGCUGCUGCAAUGGGACACCCGGUCGGGAUACGUUCACAAUUAUCGCAGGAUGCUGUCGACCCCGUCGCCGAUCAAGACGAGGCCGCCCAGGCUCAGCCCGAGGCAUUCCUCCCAUGAUAUCGUUACGCUGAGAAGUAACGCGAAAGGGAGGAGUUCUCGGACAAAUUUGAGGCGCUCGCUUAGCCAGCCACUGGGAAUCAACCAGCUCUCGCCGCUGAUGCGCACGAAAACCGCAGGCGCGAGAUUACCCGGUGGCAAUGUGCUAUCCGAGGACGAGCAGGAUGGCAGAGCCGGCACAUCUGACGACGAAAUGAUGUCCGACUCCGAAUCGUCGAUCGCUUCCUUGACGGACAAGAAGAAAUCAUUCGAGCAGGCGAUGGACGAAGAAGUCGUCAUCUUGGCCGAGGCUGUUUGGGACCAUGUAGCGAUGGAGCCGGAGGAGCUGGCUUUUCGCGCCGGGGACGUGAUCGAUGUUCUCGAUACGCUAGAUAAGGAUUGGUGGUGGGGCAGCUGCAGGGGGGAACACGGAUGGUUUCCGGCCGCUUUUGUGAGGUUGCGGGUGAGUCAAGAGGAUACCGUGGAGGAUUGCCUGGCCGCGAUGGCUGCCGGAGCAGCCUCGGGCGCGCAGCUGAGAAGACGGACUAGCAUUUCCCUGCUCUCGAACGAGCAAGUGAGGACCAGCGUGGUCCGUGAACUCGUCCAAACCGAGCGCGAUUUCGUGAAGAUCCUGCGCGACGUGGCCGAGGGCUACAUCGCGGAAUGUCGCAGGCGCACGGACAUGUUCACCGAGGACCAGAUCGAGACAAUCUUCAUCAAUCUCGAGGAUCUCCUGGAGUUCCAAUCUGAAUUCCUGAAGGACCUCGAGACUCGCAUCGACUGGAGCGCGCCGCACAAAAGCUGCGUCGGCGAAUGCUUUCUCAAUAAUAGGGCGGGUUUCCGCAUGUAUUCGGAAUACUGCAACAGCCAUCCGAUGGCCACGGCGAUGCUGCAGGAGCUCUACCAGCAUAACCGUUACAGCAAGUUUUUCGAGGCCUGUCGGCUGAUGAGAGGCCUCAUAGAGAUCCCCUUGGACGGAUAUCUGUUGACGCCCGUUCAGCGUAUUUGCAAAUACCCUCUUCAAUUGGCGGAGCUGCUGAAGUACACGAAAACCGAUCAUCCGGAUUAUCACAAGAUUCAAGAGGCCCUGGGGGCGAUGAGGGACGUCGCUGUACUGAUCAAUGAGAGAAAGAGGCGGAUGGAGAGUUUGGAGAAGUUGGCCGCGUGGCAACUGCGCGUGGAAGGCUGGGAGGGUGAAGAUCUCAUAGAAGUUUCGUCGCAACUGAUUUAUCACGGUGAAGCAAUGAGAGUGAAGACCGGCAUGUGGACGAACAACAUCAUAUUAUUCCUCUUCGAUCAUCAGUUGGUUUACUGCAAGAAGGACAUCCUCAAACGCAACACUUACGUCUACAAAGGUCGCAUCUACCUCGACACCAGCGAGGUCAUCGACGUGCCCGACGGAAAAGAUCUUCAAUCAGGGGUGACGGUAAGACAUUGUCUGAAGGUGUACAGUUGCGUGCGAGAUAAAUGGCUGCUCUUCUGCUGUCGCACAGCAGAGGAGAAGCGCCGAUGGCUGGCGGCGAUGGCCGAGGAACGAAGACUCGUGGCUAAAGAUAGGAAUGACGGAUUAGAAUUUCCGGCGGCAGCUAGACAUCUCGCCAGGCUUGCCGCCAGCAGGCAGCAAAACAGGCCGCCGAUCAAGCCACGCAAUGCCGUAGACAAAACGUACAAGAGGGAGUCGUAUGAGAUGCCGACGAUGAUCGGACAGGGCACCACCAACUCGCUGGGGCGGAAAGUCGGGACGUGGUUCACGUUCGGUAGCAGCAAGAAAAGCACACGGCUUCAACCGUCCUGAGACAGGCCUACCUUCGUGCCGUAUAUUGACCUGUAAAGCUGCGGCUAACGGCGCUGUAUUGUCCUGUCAAUAUUCUGGCGCGAGACAUUUUGUUAUCGGUUGCUUCGAAACUUAAAAAGCCUUUCGUGCGAGCCUUUGCCACCAUCAGUAUUUAAUCGGUAUUUAAUCGGUAUUUAAUCAACUCACUGCAGCGCUUAUCGAUCAGAUUUAUUAUUUUUCGUGGAUCAUCGAUCGAUCCGCUUAGCUAGGAUCUCGCAGCGGAUGAACAGCGCCUCGUCACAUGUACGGCACGAAGGUAUUUGUACAAUUGAAGCGGAUAUUGUCUUGCAAAAGUAUAUCUUUUCUUAGAUAGGAAAAGUAUCGAUUCUAUUAGCCGAUCAUUGCGUUUCGCUUGUAGAGAGUCACGCGGCGAUCCGAAAGCAAGGAGAAACUUCCAACUCUUCAUUCACUACCUCUCUCGCGAAAACCGACAUCGUCAUCGUCGAUUAGACGUCGUGUGCUUAAAAUGCAGAUACGAUAAAUCGAUGAAAGUCGCUCGCUGCGUCUAAUUUAAAUCGGGCUUCGUGAAUCCACAUAAAUCUGUAUGCAUCCAGUUUGUGUGAGUUUAUGUAAAUUUCACUGGCUUUAUAAACCGUCGAAUCGGCGAUCCUCCAAUUGUCGGAUUUCAAAGCGACGUUUUAUCACCUUUGACAUCGUUUUAUUUCCGACGUGACGGUUUCGGCGUUCAGUUGGAGGACCACCGUCCACAAAAUGUUUCGGAGAAAAAAAAAGAAGCAGAGUAUUACAAGCCGAGAGGGGGGGAGGGGGGGAGUAUAAUCGAUCUUGUAGAUAUUUAGCGUUAGAUUAUCAAUAAUAAAUAGACAUGAGAAUAGAUUAGCGAAAUAGAGACAUCUAGAAAAGUAGAUAGUAAAUGUAUAAAGUCAAUAGUGGGCUUCUGAAGUACUAAAGAGAAAGUACUAGUCACUCUUCAUCGCGAAUUCAUGAUAAGCGCCGCGAUGAAACGCGAUAUAUGUAUGUAUUGUUAUACGCGCAAUCGCUUUUUUGGGUCGAGCAGCUGGAUGGGUACGUGACACACACACGGCUGUACAUUUUUUAUGAUAAUCGAAAGACUGACAACCGAGAUGCGUCCUCGGAAACCGGUUGUAAUCUUGAGAGAGAAAUGCGAGACGGGAUCGAUUAGGAAACUUUUUAUGGGAUUAAACUUCGCUUCCUUCGUGAUAAACUCUGUUAAAAUCGUUUUGAGAACUUUCUCAGUUUUACGUAUCGAGAAUACAACGAGAAUAAGCGUGAUUUUAAUCGUAGUAUUGCGCACUGUUUCGCGCAAGUGUCAACAAGUUCGAUCGCAAAGUCCACGUUGAUUAAGUCUCGCGGCAAAUUUUGAUCGCCCGAUUCCGCACACCACUUUUCUCUCAACGAAAAACGUAGGUAUAUUUCGUAGAGGAAAUCUUCAGCGAACUAUACAAGGUAACUUUUACUGCCUAACUAAUGUUCGUUAUUUCGCAUUGUAAUCGUAAUACUCAUAGUAGUUUGUACGGAGUUGCGACGGGCGAAAAGAUAGGAUGGCGAGGGAAACAAGGAUGGAAGAAAAGGAGAUUUAUGUUUCCAUGAAAAUAAUGACAGAUUGACCACGCAGAUAAAUGAUUAAAUGACACGAGAUAUGUAAAUAUUCGCAUAUCACGCCUCUUUAUCUGACGAAGCGGCUAGCUUCUAAAGAAACGAAAAAAAAAGAGGGAAGAUAAAGAAAGAAGAAGAAGAAGUGAUCGAGAGGAUCUUUGCAGUUUUCUACUCUUGUAUAGGAAGUUACACAAGAAUUUAGCACACGACAGGAAGAGAAAAUCAGUCAGUCAACAGAAGAAUCUUUGUGUUACAAUGAUAUACGUGCAUAUUAUCUAUACGCGGUCCCUUGGCGAAAUGUUCGAUCUUGCAGUCUUAAUUACGGACCCUGAAAGUUUCCAACACUGCCAAUAAGUUUAAAGGAAAUACGUCUUCGUUCGUCAUUAUUAUCAUUUGACUCUUUAAUAGAAAAAAAAAAAAAAAA